This is a messenger RNA of Epinephelus moara (kelp grouper), 4532 nucleotides long. RefSeq names its product venom phosphodiesterase 1. Lineage: Eukaryota; Metazoa; Chordata; Actinopteri; Perciformes; Serranidae. The record is from RefSeq and is a predicted model, not a curated record. The coding region runs from base 54 to 2654 and encodes 866 amino acids. Gene Ontology annotation, biological process: nucleoside triphosphate catabolic process. The transcript has 25 exons. Gene Ontology annotation, molecular function: metal ion binding; nucleoside triphosphate diphosphatase activity; nucleic acid binding.
GUUUCACCUCUAACUGUCUGUCUUUCUGCACUGUGAGAUUUGUAAUCGGGGCCAUGAGUUGGUUGAGGGAGUCACCGAAAAAGAAGAAAAUUAUUAUCGGUGUCUUGGCUGUAUCCAUUGUGACCCUCAUCCUCGGUCUUGGACUUGGUCUUGGAUUGGAUUUGCAGAGAUGUCAAAACAAAGUCGUCCCCCAUACAUCCUGUAGGAAUCGAUGUUACGAGCCGUACAAUGAUGAGAGCCCCGGCUGUAGAUGUGACAUGAACUGUGAAGCCAGCAACAGCUGCUGUUAUGACUACUACGACAUCUGCACUGUGCCUGCCGAGCAGUGGGAGUGCACGAAGCUGCGCUGUGGAGAGAAGAGGCUGACGCAGAGCAAAUGUCACUGCUCUGACGACUGCUUGUCUGCAGGAGACUGCUGCACAAACUACAAACAUGUCUGCCAUGGAGAGAAAGAGUGGGUGGAGGACCAGUGUGAUGACCUGUUGACCCCCACAUGUCCACCAGGCUUUAAACGCCAGCCUCUGCUCCUCGUCUCUUUGGAUGGACUUCGGGCUGAGUACCUGCAAACAUGGAGCGCUCUCAUUCCUGUUCUGGGCAAACUCAAGAAGUGUGGAACCUCGGCACCAUACAUGCAGGCAGCAUUUCCCAGCAAGACGUUCCCUAAUCACUAUACCAUUGUCACGGGUCUCUACCCAGAGUCCAAUGGUUUGAUUGACAACACGAUGUACGACCCGGUGUUUGACGCCACCUUCAGUCUGUCAAGUCCAGAGAAAGACAACCCUGACUGGUACCUCGGACAGCCUAUUUGGCACACAGCAAAGCACCAGGGGCUGAAGUCUGGGACUUUCUUCUGGCCAGGAUCAGAUGUCAAAAUCAACGGAAGUUUUCCCGACAUCUACAAACCUUACAAUGGUAAAGUGCCAUUUGAGGAAAGAGUAUUCACUGUGCUCAAAUGGCUUCAGCUGCCAGAUGAUGAAAGACCAGACUUCUACACAUUAUAUCUGGAGGAACCCGAUAAAUCUGGACACAACUAUGGUCCUGUGAGUGGAGGGCUGAUUGAAGCAAUCCAGGGUGUGGAUAAGAUCAUUGGCCAACUCAUGAAUGGCCUGAAACAGAUUGGCCUCCACCGCUGUCUCAACAUUAUCAUCGUGGCAGAUCAUGGUAUGGAGGACACGAGCUGCAACAGGAAGGAGGUGCUGCAGGAGCUGGUGGGAGAUGUCAAGAACUACUGGGUCACUGAAGGAACAUUCGGGCGCAUCAGAGCCAAAAACAACGAAACAAUUUUGGAUUCGGCCGGACUCAUUGCUAACAUGACUUGUAAGAAGCCAGACCAAAAGAUCAAGCCAUACCUGAAGGCCAACCUGCCAAAGCGCCUCCACUUUGCAAACAGUCGUCGCAUUGAAGAUGUUAACGUCCUGGUUGAUCCAAAAUGGCUGUUUGAGAGAUAUCCAGGAUCUCUCACAUUCUGCUCUGGUGGGGCCCACGGCUAUGACAACGACGUUGAGACCAUGCAUGCAAUGUUUGUCAGUUAUGGACCCAAGUUCCUGAACAAAACAGAAAUGGAACCCUUUUCCAAUAUUGAGCUGUACAAUCUUAUGUGUGACGUGAUACAGAUCUCUCCUGCUGAAAACAACGGGACCCAUGGCAGUAUGAACCACAUCCUGAGGCAGCCCUACUACACACCAGCGCCCCCUGCAGAACAGAGCAGGCCAGUUCAGUGUCCAUUGAUCAGCCUCAAACCUGCAGACGCCCUGGGAUGCUCCUGUCCUGCCCUGAGUGAUAAUACUGUCAACAGCCGUCUGAAUCUGACAGCAGCAGAAGUGUCCGCUGCAGACAAGAAGCACAUGCUGUUUGGCCGCCCACGAAUGCUGCAGCCUGACCGGAGUUACUGUAUCCUACAUCAGGAGGGCUUCAUCAGCGCCUACAGCCACGAUGCCCUGAUGCCUCUGUGGAGCUCCUUCACUAUUGAUAAGCCUAUGAACUUGGACCCAUUGCCACCGGCGAUGCCAAACUGUUUGAGGCCUGAUAUCAGACUCCCAGCAUCCCAGAGUCCCAGAUGUGACCAGUACAACACUGCAAGGAACCUGACCCAUGCCUUCCUGUACUCACCCAAUCUGAAUGCAACAGCAGAGCAGCAGUACGAUGCUCUACUGAUGAGUAAUGUGGUGCCAAUGUACCCUGAAUUUAAGAAGAUCUGGGACUACUUUCACAGCACCCUAUUGAAGAAAUAUGCCUCUGUUUACAACGGCAUUAACGUGGUGACGGGCCCCGCCUUCGAUUUCAACUAUGAUGGCCGAUUCGACACUCCAGAGCAGAUCCAAGAGUUUAUGUCUGGCACGAACAUCUCCACUCCCACGCACUACUUUGCUUUGCUGACCAGCUGCAGGGACUCAGCCCUACCAGUUACCGCCUGCGUUGGCGAGCUGCAGACUGUAUCCUUCCUGUUGCCUCACAGACCCAACAACUCAGAAAGCUGCAAAAGUACACAACCUGAAUCUCACUGGGUUGAAGAUCUCAUGUGGUUCCAUCAGUCACGAGUCAGAGAUGUUGAGUGGAUCACAGGAUUGGACUUUUACCAGGACAGCAAUCGACCAGUCCCAGAGCUGUUGAGGAUGAAGACCCGCCCCACAGCUGCCAUUCACAGAAAACAGUGAAAUCACUCUUCCCCACAAGAAGAAAUCACCAACAUCAAUAUUCAGUAUCUAUUAAAGUAUUGUACUAUUCUGUGUUUAGUCUUAAAUUGUGUUAUCACUUUGUCAACACUGGACUAAAGGUACCUGUUAUCUAACAGUGACAUUGUUUAUUUAUUUACUUCUCAGUUUAAAAGUGUACUAUUUAAUCUAUUCUGGUGAUUUUAUCCUGUUGAUUUUCUUAUAAUAGAUAUUUAGAGGUUGUUUCAUGCAAAGCCCAAAUAAGAUGAGCCAACACAGGUAUUUAAGGAGCAAAACUUGAGCAAAUCUUUGUUGACCUUGUGGUCUUUUAGAGCCAUUAUGCUACAGAACAUUCUACAGUAAAUGUGAUCAAACACUUGUUUCUUUUGUUGUUGCUUUAGUUUGGUAAAAUUUGGGAUUUUAGGCCUAUUUGUCUGUUUAUUGUACAAGGAAUUAGAACAUUGUCAAACAUUUUUCAUAGCCCUGGUGAGUACAAGUAAAACACAACCCUGUCUCACUCCAAAGUCGUUGAAAUCCAGUGCUUGGGCAGUGACUUGCAGCAUCAGACACAGACGAAAAAAGCCGUCCUUAAACAUCGGCACGACUUUCACCAGGGAGAGCGGUGUUCGCGUUCCAUAAGAUUAUAAAGCCAAACCCUGUUCUUUUUUGUGCUUUUGUUGCCUAAACCCAACCACACAAGAGACUGUACAGUAUGUAAACUGUACAUUUCCUGUGAAAACAGAAGUGUAUUUUGAAAGAAGAUGAUGCAUGUAAAUGGUAAAUGGACCUGCAUUUGUAUAGCGCCUUUCUAGACAUCAGACCACUCAAAGCGCUUUUUAGUCACAUUCACCCAUUCACACACAUUCAUACAGACUGGAGGAGACGGGGAUCGAACUGUUGAUCUUCUGCUCUACCUCUGAGCCACAGCCGCCCCAUGUAACAGGCUGCAGGUGAUAUGGCUUCCCAGAACUUCAACAUCCAAAGCAUCCAUGCAUGUUGCAUGUUGUAUCUGGACGUGGAAAGUCCAUGACCAAACAUCAGUAUGUGAUGAGGUCAGAGUGAGAAUGUGUUGUAAAAUACCAUUCACCUCUAGCAGAAGUUUCAGAGAUGAAUAGAACAGAAACCCAAACUGUCUGAAUGGCAAGGUACUAGUAAAUGAGACUAUGCGCGUUUGUCAUUUGUCUGGAGUGUCUGUUUAAAGGUUUUUCUCAUGUUGUACCAGUCACUGUUGAUAAAAACUCAAAACAGUCAGCACAGAUUUUGGACCAAUUUUGACAGAAUUUUAUAAUAACCUGUGACAUAUUUCAAUUCAAUUCCAGUCAAUUUCAAUUCAGUAGAAGUCAAUUAAUUUAUUCCAAAGGAAAUGCUUGUACCAGAGAAUGCUUCAAAUUACAGUAACACUUAAAACAGUCAUUUCUGUUAUACAACAAUUUAACAGUUAAAUAAGCAAGGCUGAUUAAGAAAUGUUGAAAAAUGAGGACAAAAUAGAUAAUUUAAGCAUUUUAUUUGUCUUCCGCCAACAAAAAUAGUUCCCUCAGGACUCCGCUGUCACCGUUGCUAUGUAACGCAGACAUGGUGCGCCAGGCACUUACUCUUUAUACACAUUUAUCUGCACGUUUCCAUUAAUUGUGCAGCCGGUGAAAUAAGUCUCUGGUGACUGCAUGGUGGACUGUGGCUUCACAGGCACAGCCGACUCUGCCUUCUGAUCUGACAGUAUGUUGCUUUUCUCCAAGUCAUUGAGCUCCGCUGAUGAAACACUGACAAACCUGGAUGUGUGCUCAGAUGGAUUCAGCUUCUCCUCUCCCUCAUCUUCCUCUGAUGACCAUUCAUAGUUCAAUUCAAAACUUAUUUUAGGAAAUAAAUCCAUAUUUUUGGCUGUUU